Messenger RNA from Malus domestica (apple), 1397 nucleotides. RefSeq lists its product as uncharacterized. NCBI's taxonomy places the organism in Eukaryota, Viridiplantae, Streptophyta, Magnoliopsida, Rosales, Rosaceae. The record is from RefSeq and is a predicted model, not a curated record.
AUGAUUCACGCGUGCACAGUCCACUCAAUUAUUGACCAAAAAUAGUCGUCUCUAAUUGCCAGUCGCCUUCCUCAAAGACUGAGGUUCAAGAAAAUUGAGUAGUACAUCUGCCUCACCUGCAUUUCCUAGUUAGCGAUUUUGGAACCCGAUUUACUUACUACUUUCUACUUCUCAAUGGAAUCGUCAUUGCAGAGAAUGGAAUCGUCCUCGUCCUCGUCCUCUGUACCGAAGUUUCCACAACCUAAAAGGGGCCUAAUCAAGGCAAAUAUUUUCGGAAAUUUGGUAAAAACAACCACAAGUAUGUCGUCGCAUAGAGAGCAGCUGGACAAAUCACUACUGUCGGAAGAGAAUAUACCGCUGGUGACCCUUGAUGCAGCGCCUAACGAUGCGGAGGAGAAGCACGUUCCCUACGCCGCCACGAGAGAUUCCGAAGCACCAGCCGACAAUUUAGCAAAGCCAAAUUCGGAAGAGAAUAUACAGCUGGUGACCCUUAAUGCAGCGCCUAACGAUGCGAAGGAGGAGCAGGUUACCUACGCCGCCGCGAGAGAUUCCGAAGCACCAGCCGACAAUUUAGCAAAGCCAAAUUCGGAAGACAAUAUACAGCUGGUGACAUUUAAUGUAGCGCCUAACGAAAGGCAAGUUCCCUACGCCGCCGCGAAAGAGUCUGAAGCACCAGCUGAUAAUUUGGCAAAGCCAAAUUCAGAAGAGUUGAUCUUUUUAGUCACUAGCCUUUGCAUGGAGAUUUUAUCAGCUGCUUGUGAUCAGGCUUCGUCCCCAGGUAGGCCUCGGUAUGCGCUGUUCGGAAUGCUCUUGGCUAUUGGAGCUCUACUCAUUUUCAUAUGUGAGCUGAUUUACAAAGGUAGGAAAAAUAAAGUGGUUUGGAGGAAGAUGGGAUGUUGCAUGCUUUUUGGUUCGGUCAUUGAAAUUUUUGGGUUAUUCGGAGGCAUCAGUCAAUGUGUUUGCUCAAUAAUUCAAUACGUUUAUUACAUUCGACGUGCUGAAAAUCCCAUCAAACUGUCCCUUUUGCCUGCCAUCUUUCUCAUAUGUCUAAUUGCUACAAGAUUAAAUAGGACACGAAUGCAGACCAGAGAUGAGACCGGUGAACAUAUAGCCAAAGACUGAUCGGUAAAGGUGUGCUUGUUUGUUUGUAGCCUAAUCAGGUUUCAGAAGCUGAUAAAAGCUUAAGGAUUUUACGUGCUACCUAGAAUUAUGCCGAAAGUAUGAACCACGAUAUAUCUGUAAACAUUUGUAUUUCUAGGAAGGAAAAGAUACAAGCAGAAAAGUAUAUAUAGGUCCCAUCAUGUGGUGUCUCCGCAAAUUUAUCUAUCUUUUCACAAGAUAUUUGUCUUAAAUUUGUUGGAGAACAGAGAUUUAAAAUAAUAACAGUUUUCACAAAA